Messenger RNA from Drosophila suzukii, 282 nucleotides. The record is from RefSeq and is a predicted model, not a curated record. Lineage: Eukaryota; Metazoa; Arthropoda; Insecta; Diptera; Drosophilidae.
AUGUCAGGGCGACGGUACGUGCGGCCAAACAAAUUACAGGGAAAUUGCGUCACCUGCAGGAAUUUCCACUCAGCAUUGUCAAAUGCCAUCAGAAAUCGUUGGACAUGUUGUAACAUUAAUUUGACAUUUUACGGCCCAGGACUGGGUUCGUCGGGUAUGAGACCGCAGAACAACACAGGACAAGAAUUAACCCUUGGUAGACAGCUGUCGGGCGGGCCAAGGAUGCUGGAGCCACCAAGGGAUCUUGCAGCAGCAUCUCCAGAACACUCGGAAAAAUAUUAA